Haliotis rubra (blacklip abalone) is the source of this 1113-nucleotide messenger RNA. Its product is annotated as palmitoyltransferase ZDHHC3-like. Bases 7 to 804 code for a protein of 265 amino acids. Gene Ontology annotation, biological process: protein targeting to membrane; peptidyl-L-cysteine S-palmitoylation. The transcript has 8 exons. The record is from RefSeq and is a predicted model, not a curated record. Gene Ontology annotation, cellular component: endoplasmic reticulum; Golgi apparatus. Gene Ontology annotation, molecular function: protein-cysteine S-palmitoyltransferase activity. Lineage: Eukaryota; Metazoa; Mollusca; Gastropoda; Lepetellida; Haliotidae.
UCCAACAUGGUUGUGUUUCGGUCAGAUCCGUGUGGUAUCACCUGCAUAAUAAUUACUUACAUCGCUGUUCUUUACGCCGAUUAUGUCGUCGUUCGACAUUUGGUCAUUCCUUCGAUGUCUGAGACUUUCUGGGGAGCAGUUCACGUCGUUGCGUUCAAUACAAUUCUGUUCCUGCUGGGGAUAUCUCACAUGCGGGCGGUGAUGUCUGACCCUGGUGUCGUGCCCCUCCCCACCACCAGCAUUGACUUCUCGGACAUGCACUCGGGAAAACAGACCAAGAACUCGGGUGACGGGUGGACUGUGUGCAUGAAGUGCGAGACGUAUCGGCCGCCGCGAGCUCACCACUGCCGUGUCUGUCGUAGAUGCAUAGGAAGAAUGGACCAUCACUGUCCAUGGAUCAACAACUGUGUUGGAGAAAUGAACCAAAAAUUUUUUAUUCAGUUUUUAUUUUAUGUAGGGAUGGCAAGUGUUUAUGCUGUUACCAUGGUGAUAGUGGCCUGGAUAGUGGAUCCCACCCCAGUUGAAAAUAUCCGCCAUAUCAAAUUAUUGCAUUCCAUAAUUCUGGUCAUAGAGUCCAUCCUAUUUGGCCUGUUUGUUAUAGCAAUAGGAUGUGAUCAGAUAUCGUCAAUUUUGAAUGAUGAAACAGCUGUAGAGCACGUGAAGCGAGAGGGACCACGUCGUCAGAAGAAAUCAACGAUGGCUUUGUUCCAGGAAGUGUUUGGUAGAGGUCACCCAUUGGUGUGGAUGUGCCCUCUGCACUAUGACCCUGUGACCCCAGAAGUGCCCAUGCAUUACAAUGUGUGACAGGUCAGAGGUCAAGGUCAAGGUCGGCUGUGUGAAUGUGAAGGAUGCCAGGAAGGAUAUGUUUUUAGUAUUUAUAACAUUGAUGUGUCAACAUGCAAGGAAUCUGUCGUCAUCCAUUGCAUAUAGAGCUGGCAACAUGAAGGUUUUUGUACUCGAUAUUUGAGCCUUGUCAGUUUAUUUGACCAUAUUAUCAUCAGCACUCACAGACUCUCUACAGGUACGGCACAUAUAUACCCAACAAUAAAAGUUAUGUUUGUCAUUGUUCAUACAGCCUUAGCAAAGCAGUUGUUUUAUUUAGAUUAGUUCAUU